This is a messenger RNA of Klebsormidium nitens, 2110 nucleotides long. Lineage: Eukaryota; Viridiplantae; Streptophyta; Klebsormidiophyceae; Klebsormidiales; Klebsormidiaceae. The record is from the annotation of a GenBank genome assembly.
CCUGAUUUUUCUGCUCGAAAGUUAUCGAGCUUGUCUUUAAUACGUUGUGGCGUGAUCAUUCAUUUCCCUCCAUCAUGGGGUCAGCAGAGCGCCUUGCUGCUCUGCGUUCUCUGCUUCAAGAACAUGGACUUUCUGCGUACAUUGUCCCCUCGGAAGAUGCACAUCAGAGCGAGUACACAGCAGAGCGCGACAAGCGGCGGGCAUUCCUGACUGGAUUCACAGGCUCAGCAGGCAUCGCAGUGGUGACACAAGCUCAUGCCCUUCUCUGGACGGACGGCCGCUAUCAUCUGCAGGCCCGCCAGCAAUUGCAGGGCGAAUGGAAGCUGAUGAAAUUAGGCGAAGACGCCUCUCCCGAGGACUGGGUUGCCAAGGAGUCUGGCCUCCCCUCUGGAGCAAACGUCGGUGUGGACCCGACCACAGUGAGCCUUUCAUCGCUGAAGCUGUGGGAAAAGCGCCUGGAGGAAGCUCAUCUUGCUGUAAAACGGCUCGAGCAGAACCUGGUGGAUAUACUCUGGAAGGACCGACCGUCUCCCCCAAAAACCUCCACUCGUAUUCAGCCAGAAUCGCUCGCAGGGCGACCGGUUUCCAAGAAGCUGAAGGAAGUGAGAGAGGCAAUGGAGAAGGAGAAGGCGGGGGCUCUCGUGGUCACGGCUCUCGACGAGGUGGCUUGGCUGUACAACAUCCGUGGAGAGGACGUUUUGUAUAGUCCGGUCGUGCACGCGUAUGCGUUCGUCACCAAGUCGAGGGCCAUUCUGUACGUCGACGCGGCCAAAUUAACGGACGAAGUCGCUCGGCAUCUGGAAGAGAACGGCGUGACGGUGAAGCCUUACCACGGCCGGGCCAUCCUCGAUGACAUCACCCUGUUUGGCUCCAGCGCUGAAGGCAAGAUGUGGCUGGACCCGGCAUCGGCGAACGCCGCUAUUGGGAAGGUUUUGCCGGAGGGCGAGUUGAUUGAGAAGGCCUCCCCGCUCGCGCUGGCAAAGGCGGUGAAGAACCCAGUGGAGUUGGAAGGGUUGCGGGCGGCGCACGUUCGGGACGCGGUUGCCUUGGUCCAAUUCAUGGAGUGGCUCGACAACGAGGUGCAGCAGCAGUUUGGGGUCAGUGGGUACUUCUCGUCGACGGGCCACACGAACAAGCGAAAACGAAACGAAGAACACGGCCGGGUCCAUCUGACGGAAGUCACCCUAGCCGACAAGCUCGAAAGCUUCCGAGCACGACAGCAGCACUUCGUCGGCCUCAGCUUUCCCACCAUCUCCUCUGUCGGGUCGAACGCCGCCGUCAUCCACUACGGGCCGCAACGGGACACCUGCGCGGACUUCGACGCUGCCAAAAUCUAUCUCUGCGACUCGGGAGCUCAGUACCUGGACGGAACCACGGACGUCACCCGGACCUUCCACUUCGGCACGCCGAGCGACCACGAGAAAGAGUGCUUCACACGGGUACUGAAAGGUCACAUUGGGCUAGACACGGUCAUCUUUCCUAGCGGGACGACGGGGCACAUGCUCGACGCCUUGGCCCGGCUUCCCCUUUGGCGCGCGGGUCUCGACUACCGUCACGGGACGGGGCAUGGGGUCGGAAGCUUUCUUUUUGUCCAUGAAGGUCCGCACUUGAUCAGCUUCAAGCCGACGGCCAGCAACGCGGGGAUCAAGGCCAACAUGACAGUCACAAACGAGCCUGGCUAUUACGAGGAUGGGGCAUUCGGGUGCCGAAUCGAAAACGUCCUGGUUGUCAAGGAGGUGAAGCUCGCAAACAACUUCGCAAACAAGGGCUACCUUGGCUUCGAGCCAAUCACUCUGGUUCCCCUACAAGCGAAGCUUAUCAACACGUCGCUGUUAACUGGGGAGGAGCUCGCUUGGGUUGACGCAUAUCACGCUGCCUGCCGAGAGAAGCUGUCGCCCCUGCUCACAGGGGCCACCCUCGAUUGGCUCGUGGAAGCAACUGCACCCAUCAGUCAAGCAGUUUGAUCCGUGACGUCCUGGCCGAAUCUCGACUGAAUGGUAAACCUUGUGUCCUCCGUUAAGGAUACUUUCAAUCACGAGAUCUGACUACCUUGCCCCCCUCUCAUCGCAUGCAUCUGGUGAGUGUGUACGUCAUCGACAAGUCAAAGCAG